Stylonychia lemnae is the source of this 1851-nucleotide messenger RNA. The record is from the annotation of a GenBank genome assembly. Lineage: Eukaryota; Ciliophora; Spirotrichea; Sporadotrichida; Oxytrichidae.
AUGCAAGAUAAAUCAUAGCAACCCUCAAAGUCAAGAGAGGAAUUAUCACUUCUUUAAAAUUUAUCAGAGCCAUAGAAACACUACGUAGUUUAGUACCUUUUCCCAACACUUGUUGAUGCAAUGAACCUAUUUAUGAUGGAGGCAUAGCGAUCAUCCCAUUAUGAAGAGUUUAUGAAAUAAAAUUAUACCAAACCAACUUAGAGUAUGUAAUAGAUUCAAAAUCAAUAACCUACUAUUGAUGCUAUUUCUACGAAGUCCUCAUCUUUCUAGAGUUAUAACUACCAACCAAAUGUUGAUUAAAAACCAAAGGUUGAUUAAAUGGAGUAAAAGAGAAACUAAUUGAUUAGUUCAAGAUCGAGGUUCUCAAGCGGUACAUCAUUUAACUCAGCUGUAUCUCUUAAUACAAUUUAAUUCGAUCCAGUCUAGCAAUUUUAAGAGGCUUUUGUAGAAGCUUCUAAAAGCUAGAAAAAUAGGAGUAAACUUAAUAACGAUACGAAUAGUGUGAACUCCCCCCUUGUGAGACCAAGUGAUUAAUAUUUAUAAACUAAAAGAAGAUCAGUGUUUUCAAGACCAUAUGAAACGUUGGACGAAAUGCAGGAAUUCACUCCUCCAGUCCAUCAAAAAUCUGAGGAGCAAUUAUAAAAGCUUAUGGAAAUUCUCAAAACUUCCUUUUUGACAAAAAAUCUGUCGUUAUUUGAACUUAAAAUCAUAGCUGAUGCAAUGUAUCUUAAGAAGUUCUAAAGAAAUGAUUUGAUUAUUAGAUAUGGUGACAUAGGUCAAGAGUAUUUCAUCUUAGAUAGUGGAGUAGUAGAAGUAUUAGUCUAUCAAGAUGGAGUUGAUCCAAAUGAUCCACUAAUAUUUAAAAAAGUUAAAUUCUCUAAGUUCUUAAAGCCUUUUGUCGGGUUUGGAGAGAUCGCUCUUCUAUAUAAUGACAAGAGAACAGCUUCAGUUCGCGCAGCAGAUGUGUGUGAUACAUGGGUACUUGAGGGAAAAGUAUUCAAGCAUAUAAUAAUCAAAGCAACAAUAACUAGAAGGAAUAUCGAGCUAUAGUUUAUUGAUAGUAUUAAUGUUUUCAAGGAUAUUGAUAGGUUCAACAAGAUGACUUUAAUUGACGCAUUAGAGCCCAAAAAGUUCUCUCAAGGUGAUACUAUCUUUUAAUAAGGAAGUGAAGGUGAUAAUUUUUACAUUCUUGAAGAAGGAGAGGUUGAUUGCUAUCAAAAAGUAUUUGGUCAAAAUGAACCUAAGCUAAUAAGGACUCUUUAACCGGGAGAUCAUUUUGGAGAGAUAGCUCUAAUUGGUGAUUGUCCAAGAACAUUGACAGUUAAAGUUAAGUCCACAAAUUGCAAAUUAUUAGCAUUAAGUAAAGUACAAUUUCUUACAAUUUUGCCAAUUAUUGAGCCAUACUUGAAAAAGGAUUGGUCCAAUAUUAAUCCAUCUAUGAAUGCCUCUUAAAUUAUGCCUACCAAGCAGUCCUCUUUCAGAGCUUAUAGUUUAUAGAAAAAAAGCAGUGAAGAGGAUGAAAGUAGUUCAGAUAAUAGUUGUAGGCAAGGAUAGCAGCCUACCAAGACCUCGUCAUUCGGAUCAUAUUCUCUUAAGAUGCAAGAAAAUUCAUAAUCACCACCUACCAGAGGGAAAAGUAGACUUGUCUAAUAAAAUCAAAUCAUAGAGGAAAAUGAGAAUGAAGAUGAAUUUAAUGCUACUGCUCAAUCACAAGAGCAAAAUUUUGGGCAAUAGGACGAAGAAACUUAAAAAUAAUAAUUAAUCAAUGAGCUUGCUAAUACUUAGGUCCUUAUUGAUGAUGAAUAAGAUGGUACAGUUAUGUAGGAACAAACCAAUAUUGAGCAAAAAUGA